Molecule: messenger RNA, 1308 nt
Organism: Aspergillus mulundensis
Lineage: Eukaryota; Fungi; Ascomycota; Eurotiomycetes; Eurotiales; Aspergillaceae
Exons: 3
Coding region: 1-1308 (435 amino acids)
Molecular function (GO): 5'-3' DNA helicase activity
Source: RefSeq, a predicted model, not a curated record
AUGGGGAACCUUCCUUCAGAUGACCAGCGCGAUCUUUCCUCAGGCAAGAUCAAGCUCGAUGAAGUCGAGAGCUGGAAGAGAAAAGAGGUUGAUUGGUUCGAAGAACUCCGGAAGGCGAUGAAGAAGAUGAAGACUACUUUCUUUUCCGAGAGGGAAAAUGAUGAUAAAUCUUUAGCAUUGAUUGCAUUUCGCGAAGCUGGGUACUGCCUAGUUGUUAGCCAGUCACGCGCGUUGAUCUCCACCAACAACAACUUGGCCAGUACCAUCUGCUCAAGACACUUUGCUCAGAAGACAAAGGGCGUUCUUCUUAUUCGCGAUGAGGAUCCGAAAGAGCUCGAACACGAACCAGGAUGGAACGAGUUCAGUCCACAAUUAGAGACCUCAUUCGCUAGCCGCAUGGUGAGUGCGCACCACCCCGUUCAAGUCCUAGGACAGCAACGUCGCUGUCGGCCCAUCUUCACCGAGUUCCCCAAACUUCGCACGUAUGGGGACAAAAUGCACAGCCAUCUGUCUACUCUGGGAAUCUCAGUGAACCCCAGCUGGGAGAAGAUGGUUCGCGACGAGUUCGAUGCCACACCAGAGCUUGACACUGGUUGCUUUGUGCUUAGCAUCAAGAACUCCUCAUGUGAGGUUGACGAUGCGAGCAAGUCCAAGUUCAACGCAGCAAAUAUGAGAGCUAUCGUGACGCUUUGCGUCAGGAAAUACGAGGCUGGUGGGUACCGCGGCAACGAGAUGCGAAUCAUUACCAUGUAUGCAGCGCAGCGUGAUCUUUACAAGCGAGCGUUCUUCGAAGUCCGCCAUCGCCUGCCCGAAGCCGCCGUCCCAGCUAUCGAGAUACUACCUGAAGGGGUUAUUCCGUCCAUAGAAACAGCUGACUCGAUGCAAGGCCGUGAAGGCAAGUGUGUUAUUGUCGACUACGUCAUUUCCGCAGCAAAGACAGCUAAGGACCUUGGAUUUGUCAAUGACGAUAAUCGGUGCAACGUUGCUCAUACUCGGAUGAACGAGGUCAUGGUAGUUGUCGUUCCUUCACAGGUUGGCGAUAAUGCUGUCAAAAUCGCAUUUCUCGAGGAGCACAUCGACGACGAUGCUGACUCUAUAGAGAAUAAUGAUACCGCCGCGGAGAACACUGGUGCUACUGGGAAUUGGACAAGCGACGACGCUGAUGCGAACAAAGAUGCUGCUACUGGUAAUGGAAACUCGACUCAGGAAGAGCCCAAGAUAGACGACAGCGAGUCUAUGUGGGGGCCGGAGCCUGACGCGAGGAAGAGCGACGAGAAGAAGCGAGAAGAAGAGAAAAGCGAGGAGUAA